AUGUCAGAAGUUCAGUCUUCAUUUCAACAAGCUCUUAUUGGCAACAGAAAUAUGGAAGACAAAUUUUUAACCAAAUUUAAAGGAUGUUAUUUUGCAAAUACUCAACUUAAUCUUGAAAUUUUAGAAAAUUUAGAUGAUUUUGAAAUCAGAGAUGAUGAUGUCUUCAUAAUCACAUACCCCAAAUCUGGUACUGUCUGGUUUCAGCAGAUAUUAUGCUUGAUUUAUUUUGAAGAACAUCGCAAAGGCAUAGGGAAUCUGGAAACAGUUGAACGCAUCCCGUUUAUUGAGUACACCCCUCAAAAAGUGGAUCUUGCUGAAAGACCAUCUCCUCGUCUCUUCGUUACCCACAUCCCAUACUACUUGGUUCCCAGGGGGCUAAAGAACAAAAAAGCCAAAGUUAUUUACAUAUACAGAAACCCCAAGGAUGUUAUGUGCUCAUUUUUUCACUUUUCAAAGAAACUGACAGCAUCCGCUACAGAUAACUUUGUGGAAUUCAUGAAACUAUUUCUAGAAGGAGAAGUGGUAGGAAGUCUUUGGUUUGACCACAUCAAAGGUUGGUAUGAGCACAAAAGCCUGUUCAACAUUCAGUUCUUGAUGUAUGAGGAGAUGAAGAAGGACCUCAGAGGCUCUGUGUUAAAAGUAUGCAAAUUUUGGGGGAAAGAAUUGAGUGAAGAGGACGUGGAUGCUGUUGUGAGACAGGCCACAUUUGAAAACAUGAAGAAUGACCCACGAGCCAAUUAUGACAAUAAACUCAAGACCCAUUUUGGGAUACAAAAAAAAGGUCAUUUCCUUCGCAAAGGUACGGUUGGAGACUGGAAAAAUCACAUGACUGCUGAGCAGAAUGAAAAGUUUGACAUGAUUUUCCAAACGGAGAUGAAAGAUAUUCCCUUGAAGUUCAUCUGGGAUAUGAAUGAAGAAUAG
Molecule: messenger RNA, 921 nt
Organism: Prionailurus viverrinus (fishing cat)
Lineage: Eukaryota; Metazoa; Chordata; Mammalia; Carnivora; Felidae
Product: amine sulfotransferase-like
Biological process (GO): sulfation
Cellular component (GO): cytoplasm
Molecular function (GO): sulfotransferase activity
Source: RefSeq, a predicted model, not a curated record